GCCCUCUGACAACCCAGCCCGCCAAGAAUACUUAUAGAGCGCUGCCAGGGCGGGACAGAGACUAGUACGGGAUCUAGACGCGAGCCAGCAUGGUGAAGAACCCGAGUAAGGAGAAGAUUGUGGCCCCAGUGAAGGAGUCUAAGGGUCACAAGAAAGAAAUGCCUGGGCAGAAGAAGAAGGCGCUAACACCGUACCAGGGGAAGAGGAGAGCCUUCGGGCACUUCUACUGCGAGGAGUGUGACAAGGAGUGGACCUCAGCUAACUCCUGGGCCAACUGUUACCAGAUCUGCAGGGACUGUGACUCGCGUGUUUAUCCUUAUAAGCAGCUAAGGCUUCAGAAAGGAGAGGGAGACACUAAGAAGAGAAAGCCGCACCGUAUGGACCUCUGCCAGCGGUGCAUUGAGACGGGGACCCGCUGCUGGGAGAUGGUGGAGUGGCCCCGUAAGAAGUCAUGAGGAGUCCACCGGGACACCACAAGGCCGCCAUAGCUACACCAGCACGGCCCCGGGUUGACAAAGGGAUGUAGGACGGAAAACCGCUUAGAUCUAACCUCGUGGGAUUCAAGAACCAUGUUUGUGAUUGUUGGAAAGUAUCGAGAUUGUUGUUUUAAUUUAUUUGUUUGUGAUUUAUUUGUUUAUGUUUAAAGUUAUUGGAGAGUACGUCUUAUGGUUAUUACUUGAUUAUUUAUCAUUAUUUUCAUUUAUUUAUACUUAUUCUUUUGUUUUAGUGUGUGUGUGUGUGUGUGUGUGUGUGUGUGUGUGUGUGUGUGUGUGUGUGUGUGUGUGUGUGUGUGUGUGUGUGUGUGU
Messenger RNA from Scylla paramamosain (green mud crab), 806 nucleotides. Its product is annotated as zinc finger CCHC domain-containing protein 24-like. The record is from RefSeq and is a predicted model, not a curated record. The coding region runs from base 90 to 455 and encodes 121 amino acids. The transcript has 3 exons. Lineage: Eukaryota; Metazoa; Arthropoda; Malacostraca; Decapoda; Portunidae.